This is a messenger RNA of Plenodomus lingam JN3, 1065 nucleotides long. RefSeq lists its product as uncharacterized. The record is from RefSeq and is a predicted model, not a curated record. NCBI's taxonomy places the organism in Eukaryota, Fungi, Ascomycota, Dothideomycetes, Pleosporales, Leptosphaeriaceae. Gene Ontology annotation, cellular component: nucleus; cytoplasm.
AUGGCCACUGAGAACCCCGCUAAAAAGCUCAAGACGGAUGCGCCUGUCAUUGGAACGCACAAUGGCCACUUCCACGCCGACGAGAGUCUUGCAGUAGCCAUGCUCCGCCUGCUACCUACCUACCUCGACUCUUCCCUAAUCCGCACCCGUGACCCCGCCGUCCUUUCCACAUGCCACACCGUUGUCGACGUGGGCGGGGAAUACGACGACAGCACCAAGCGCUACGACCACCACCAGCGUGGCUUUGAGACGGUGUUUCCCGGUCACAACACCAAGCUCUCGUCUGCCGGUCUCGUAUACAUGCAUUUUGGCAAAGAUAUCAUCACCACCGUAACCGGACUGCAAGGCGAGGACCGCGAUAUCCUCUACGAGAAAAUCUACGCCGACUUCAUCGAAGCAUUCGACGCCAAUGACAAUGGCGUCAAUGUCUUUGAGCCCAAGGACCUCGAAAGUGCGGGGCUGACCAAGAAAUUCGAGAAUCGCGGGUUCAGCAUCGCCAGCGUCGUCAAUCGCUACAACUACGGGCCUCGCUCUGCAACCUCAGACGAGGCCAAAACGGCGGAGGCCAAGCAAGCAGAAGAAGACAUGCGCUUCCUCAAAGCUUCCCAAUUCGUCGGCGAGCAGUUCCUCAUCGAGCUGACUGACCGCGCCAGCAGCUGGCUCCCCGCCCGCCACCAGGUCAAGCAAGCCUACGACGCCCGUCUCCAGUACGAUCCCCAGGGCCGCAUCCUCGUUCUUCCAGAAGGCAUGCCCUGGGCCGACCACCUCUACACGCUAGAAAAGGAAUCUCAGCUCCCACCAGGCGUCUCCCCACACGUCCUCUACGUCCUGUUCCCCGAAGACCAGCCAGAAGGCAAGUGGCGCAUCCGCGCCGUCAGCAAGGAGAACAGCGGCUUCGAGAAUCGCAAGGACUUGCCGGAUGCGUGGAAGGGCGUGCGCGACGAGCAGUUGGAUCAGGUUUCUGGGAUUCCGGGCUGCGUCUUCGUUCACGCUGCUGGCUUCAUCGGCGGUAAUAAAAGCUUCGAGGGCGCGCUGGCCAUGGCGAAGAAGGCGUUGGAAUUGUAG